AUGUCGAACAAAUAUUUUUCGCCUCUCUUCAUACAACCCCAUAUCCCCUUCGCCCCGGCGGACGGCCUUGCGUACGAGGGUACGGAAGAGGAGGAUGAACAUAUCUAUGCCAUGCAACCGCUGAAAGACAGCGAAUUCAUUCCGCUCCUUCGCUCUCCUCAAAACAUCGCUUUGUACAGACCUCCAUUGUUCCGAUACGCCUGGAUCAUCGACAACGACCACCUGAAGCGCAUCAUGUCAGAGAGGUUCCCGAAGUCCAUUACAUUGGUCGACCGGCCUUCCGACAAACCAACGCUUCCGCCAGAGUACUACGGUUAUUUCGAAUUCCCCGGGAACCCCAGUCCGAAGACGAAGAUCGGCAGUUUCAAUUUCACGCUCCAAGACGGGAAGCUCCUCACGGCCCUGGUGGAUCUUAUCGAGCUGCCGAGCAAAUACGUGGACUGCCUCGAACUUUAUGUACUCCUGGUCGACAAGAAUGGCAGUGCGAUACGGGGGAUACAGAUCGGGUCCAACUACCAGGACGUGAUCCCACCGGAGUACACCCUCAAACUGCGGGAAGUGCUUGAGAUGGGUGACGAGGAUCCGAUGUGGUACAUCGAUAUAGUGCAGCGGUAUUGGCGGCGUAUCAGGUCGCUUCCGGGUGUCCCUAACGAGAAGAUCGUCUACCCCUCCGACUAA
Molecule: messenger RNA, 678 nt
Organism: Epithele typhae
Lineage: Eukaryota; Fungi; Basidiomycota; Agaricomycetes; Polyporales; Epitheliaceae
Exons: 3
Coding region: 1-678 (225 amino acids)
Source: RefSeq, a predicted model, not a curated record